Molecule: messenger RNA, 1210 nt
Organism: Triplophysa rosa
Lineage: Eukaryota; Metazoa; Chordata; Actinopteri; Cypriniformes; Nemacheilidae
Gene: spc25
Product: SPC25 component of NDC80 kinetochore complex
Exons: 7
Coding region: 77-784 (235 amino acids)
Biological process (GO): chromosome segregation
Cellular component (GO): Ndc80 complex
Source: RefSeq, a predicted model, not a curated record
GCCGCUGACGUUCCGCGCGCCGAUUUUUGAAAACGAGAGGGUUUGUUUUCAUUUUGACUUCAUAAAACUGCUGAGAAUGGCGUCUAUCAGAGACUAUAAUGUAGUUGAGCAGUUUAACAGCAGGCUGGAGGAGAUCAGGUCCAAACUUCUGGAUCAGGCCAUGGGAGAAGUGCUCAAUGACACCGCCAUUGAGCUCUGUCAACAACACAGACAUUACAUGACGUCUGUCAUGGAUACUUGUAUCAAGAAAUCCAAGGAGGAUGAAAGCAUGUUUGAGAGUAUACAUGCAUAUAAAGAAGAUUUAAAGGAAAGAACUGCUGUAUUGAAAGAAAAGAAGACGCGACAUAUUGAGGUCGAGUCAGAGAUCGAGGACAAGAAACAUCACAAAGAACUCCUAAUUCAGAGGAUUGAGAAAUUUAAGAAGGGUCAGGUGAAAAACAGAGAAUUGAUUCAGUCACAAAACAAAGCCAACAAGGACAGACUGAAGAAGCUGAACAUAUGCAAGGACGUCUUUCAAAAACAUCUGAGUCUCGAGAUCAGAAAAAUCCAAGGUGAGAAGUUGCAGUUUGUCUUCAGGAACAUCAGUCGUAAAGAUCCAGAUAUCGUCCACGCGUUCCUCCUACGGCUUGAUGCAGAGGGCGUGUACCACAUCAUCUCCUGUGACCCUCCGCUGGAGAAAAUGGCACAUCUAGAGCUCAGGCUGCAGGAGACCAACAAUUUCCCUGCUUUCCUCGCAAAUGUCAGGAGAGAGUUUGUGGCGCUUUACAGCGGUGCAAAGAAGUGAAAGUGAUUCAUUUUAGAUCCACCUCAACAAACAUAUUGUCAUCUUUUAUUAACUGCGUCAUUUGUAAAUACUUGAGUGACUUAUUUUGAUUUUGCUGUUUUUCCCAUUUGUGGAGUUGUCAUUUUUAGAAAUGAACAUUUAUGAAUAAAGCUCAAUUUAAAGUGCAUUUAUAGACCCAGUUUUUGCUUGUAAAACAAACAUGAAGUUCAUUUUUCAAUACAUUUAGUAUUAAACUGAAAUCACAUCAAAUAUCACAAUUCACACAGUCAUAGAUUAUAAUCUAUAUAUAAAUGAUAUAUAAUAUAAAAUCUUAAGGAAGUGUCAGUAGUAGUGUUUGUAUAUUCCUUGUUAUGCGCUGCUUAAAAAUAUGAAAUAAUUCCACAUCUGCACUAAAAAUGUAUUUAUAGCAUAAAUUAGCAUUAGUGA